AUGGAUAACAAACGGUUCAGUGAAAAUCCGUUUAAUCCGCUGAUUCUGUCAAGUGAAGAACGUGCGAAACUCGUAGCGCUUUUGGAUGAAAUGAUUCUCGCAAAGUUUAGCGAAUAUGAAGAGUAUGUGCACAAUGAGAAGAAAAUUGACUUGUCGCGUUGGAAAAGUUUUUCACGCUAUGGUAUGACAACGACGUACCUUGAGAGAAAAAAGUCGAAUUCAGAAUCCAAAUUACUUUCAUCUCUUAUGGUUGGUGCUUUGCCUGGUACAUUGGAUGAUAAUAUGUUUGGUCUUGUAAGUCCCACAUUGGAAGAUAUGCGUAUCAAAGCAUCGUAUCUGCAUGAUUUCAGUGCUGCAGCAUUACUUGCGACCAUUAUCGAGCCAAGUUUCGACGAUCCAUUUCGAACUGUGGUAGUCAAGUGGAUAGAGAUUGACAUACCUGGUGCAUCAACUCGACUGAUACACAAUCGAGACUAUGUCUUUGUUGAGGCUUCUGGUAUCUUAUGUCUUAAGAAUGGAGAACGGGUAGGGUACCACAUAUACCACUCGGUAAAUUUUCCACAGACACCCGACUUGCCGCAUCGCGUGCGUGGUAACAUGUCCUUUAGUUGUAUCUUUCGUCAAGAAAACGAUCGUACCGAUUGUCGAGGCACAGGAUUUAUGGACCCUGGUGGUGAUAUGAUUCGAACGAUGGCUGUCAUGGGGAUGGUACAAGCUACAAUGGCAGGAUCCAAGUAUUCGUACUGUGGCCAAAUGAAGAAGUUGACGUGGCUUGUCGAACAAAACCACAAAAAGGAGCAAGUCGCACAUGCUUCAACGUCCGUGUAUCGUGCUUUGGAACUCUUUGUGGUACAUGCACGAUCACGAAAAAACUCACGUUUGUCACAGUCGAGCACGAACUGA
Molecule: messenger RNA, 903 nt
Organism: Plasmopara halstedii
Lineage: Eukaryota; Oomycota; Peronosporomycetes; Peronosporales; Peronosporaceae
Product: START-like domain
Exons: 2
Coding region: 1-903 (300 amino acids)
Source: RefSeq, a predicted model, not a curated record